This is a messenger RNA of Triticum turgidum subsp. durum (durum wheat), 1812 nucleotides long. Lineage: Eukaryota; Viridiplantae; Streptophyta; Magnoliopsida; Poales; Poaceae. The record is from the annotation of a GenBank genome assembly.
AUGCCGUGGCAGUCUGGCAGAGGCCAAGCCUCGUGUCACUUGCUCUGCUCUUCUUCCGUCCCCCCCAACAACCACGAGAUAGGCGCCGGCGGUCGCAGGCGACUGAAGCUAGCCUCCGCGUCCGAUCCGGCGGCCAUGGAGAAGCUCGGCGCGAACCCGGCGAACUCCUGCCCGCUCACGCCGCUCGGCUUCCUGGAGCGCGCCGCCACCGUGUACGGCGACUGCCCCUCCGUCGUGUACGGCGGCACCGUCUUCACCUGGUCCCAGACCCACCGCCGCUGCCUCCGCCUCGCCUCCGCGCUCGCCUCCCUCGGCGUCUCCCGCCGCGACGUCGUGUCCGUGCUGCUGCCGAACGUGCCGGCCAUGUACGAGGCGCACUUCGGGGUGCCCAUGAGCGGCGCCGUGCUCAACAGCAUCAACACGCGCCUCGACGCGCGCACGGUGUCGGUCCUGCUCCGUCACUCGGGGUCCAGGCUCAUCCUCGUCGACCCGGCGCUGGUGCCGGUGCUCGACGAGGCGCUCCGGCUCCUCCCGCCGGGCCACCCGGCGCCGCGCGUCGUGCUCGUCGAGGACCCCCAGGAGAAGGACUUCUCUCCCGCCCCCGCGGCGGCCCUGACGUACGAGAAGCUGCUGGAGAUGGGCGACCCGGAGUUCAAAUGGGUCCGGCCGGCCAGCGAGUGGGACCCGAUGAUACUCAACUACACCUCCGGCACCACGUCGGCGCCCAAGGGCGUCGUGCACUGCCACCGCGGCAUCUUCGUGGUCACCAUGGACUCGCUCGUCUCCUGGUCCGUGCCGGAGCAGCCGACGUACCUGUGGACGCUCCCCAUGUUCCACGCCAACGGCUGGAGCUUCCCGUGGGGGAUGGCCGUGGUGGGCGGCACCAACGUCUGCCUGCGCCGCGUGGACGCCGCCGAGGUCUACGACACCAUCGCCCGCCGCGGGGUCACGCACCUCUGCGGCGCGCCCGUCGUUCUCAACAUGCUGGCCAACGCGCCCGAGGGCGUGCGGAGGCCGCUCCCGGGGAAGGUGCAGAUCCUCACAGCCGGCGCGCCGCCGCCGGCCGCAGUGCUGGGCCGCACGGAGGCCAUCGGGUUCGACGUCAGCCACGGGUACGGGCUGACCGAGACUGCGGGGCUGGUGCUGUUGUGCGCGUGGAAGGGCGAGUGGAACAAGCUGCCGGCGUCGGAGCGCGCGCGGCUCAAGGCGAGGCAGGGCGUGCGCACCCCCGGCAUGGCCGAGGUGGACAUCGUGGACGGCGAGACCGGCCGCAGCGUGCCGCGGGACGGCGCCACCAUGGGCGAGAUCGUGCUCCGCGGCGGGUGCGUCACCAUGGGCUACUUCAAGGACGAGGACGCCACCCGGGCGGCGAUCCGGGACGACGGGUGGUUCUACACGGGGGACGUGGGCGUGAUGCACCCGGACGGGUACCUCGAGAUCCGCGACCGGUCCAAGGACGUGAUCAUCAGCGGCGGCGAGAACAUCAGCAGCGUGGAGGUGGAGUCGCUGCUCUACGGCCACCCGGCGGUGAACGAGGCGGCGGUGGUGGCGCGGCCGGACGAGUUCUGGGGCGAGACGCCGUGCGCGUUCGUGAGCCUCAAGGAGGGCGCGUCCGGCGCGGUGACCGCGGCCGAAGUGAUCGCCUGGAGCCGGGAGCGCAUGCCAGGGUACAUGGUGCCCAAGACCGUAGUGUUCCGCGCCGAGCUGCCCAAGACGUCCACCGGCAAGAUCCAGAAGUACGUGCUCCGGAACCUCGCCAAGGAGAUGGGGCCGACCCGCAGGGGCGUCGGCACCACCACCAGCAAGAUGUAG